GGUCUGCCCAGCAUGUGGUGUCAGCUGCACUGGUUUAAAUCUUAAAGAAUCUUCAUAGAACCAGAAGGAGCAAAGAGAACCAGAAGGAGUAAAGAGAACCAGAAGGAGUAAAGAGAAUAAAGAGAACCAAAGAGAAUAAAGAGAACCAGAAGGAGCAAAGAGAAUAAAGAGAACCAGAAGGAGCAAAGAGAAUAAAGAGAACCAGAAGGAGCAAAGAGAAUAAAGAGAACCAGAAGGAGCAAAGAGAACCAGAAGGAGCAAAGAGAAUAAAGAGAACCAGAAGGAGCAAAGAGAACCAGAAGGAGCAAAGAGAACCAGAAGGAGCAAAGAGAAUAAAGAGAACCAGAAGGAGCAAAGAGAAUAAAGAGAACCAGAAGGAGUAAAGAGAACCAGAAGGAGCAAAGAGAAUAAAGAGAACCAGAAGGAGCAAAGAGAAUAAAGAGAACCAGAACCAGUAAAGAGAAUAAAGAGAACCAGAAGGAGUAAAGAGAACCAGAAGGAGCAAAGAGAACCAGAAGGAGCAAAGAGAGCAAAGAGAACCGGUUCCUGUGGGUCAUGUAAGAGAACCCACCCCCGUCCCCGGUGCGUCUUUACGCACGGCGCAGAGAUGGAGCCUCGGCUGUGCCUCCUCCUGCUCCUCCUGCUGCUCCUGCUGGGCUCCUCCUCCUCCUGGGACCUGGUUCUCCUGCACACCAACGACGUGCACGCCCGGGUGGAGGAGACCAGCGGGAGGUCCGGGAGAUGCGGCGGCGUGGCCCGCAGAGCGACGAUGAUCAACCGGACCCGCAGCAGCCAGAGCAACGUGCUGCUGCUGGACGCAGGAGACCAGUUCCAGGGAACCGUCUGGUUCAACUACUACAGAGGAGCAGAGGCGGCUCACUUCAUGAACUCACUGCAGUACGAUGCCAUGUGUUUUGGAAAUCACGAGUUUGACAACGGAGUGGAAGGACUCAUGAAGCCGUUCAUGGAGCAGAUCAAGUGUCCCGUUCUCAGCGCCAACAUCAGACCGGAUGAGACGCUGGCCUCCACCUUCGGCAGCUCCUUUCUACCGUAUAAGAUCCUCACUGUUGGCACUGAGAAGGUCGGCGUGGUGGGAUACACGUCGCGGGAAACCCCGGCUCUGUCCAAACCUGGGCCACACCUGCAGUUCGAGGACGAGGUGAGCGCCGUGCAGCUUCAGGUGGACAAACUGCAGACGCUGGGGGUGAAUAAGAUCAUCGCUCUGGGUCACUCGGGCUUCACCACGGACCGGGAGAUCGCCGCCAAGGUCCGUGGAGUCGACGUGGUGAUCGGUGGACACAGCAACACGUUCCUCUACACAGGAUCCCAUCCUUCCUCUGAAGUCCCUGCGGGUCCUUAUCCCUUCAUGGUGAAAUCAGCCGGCGGGCGCCAGGUGCCCGUCGUGCAGGCCUACGCCUUUGGAAAGUAUCUGGGUUAUCUGAAGGUGACCUUUGACGAUGCUGGGAACGUCCUGAAGUCCACAGGAAACCCCAUCCUGCUGGACAGCAGCGUCCCGCAGGAUCAAGAAGUUCUCGCCGACGUGGAGAAAUGGAAAAAGAAUCUGGCGGGGUACUCAGCCCAUGUGGUGGGAAGGACUCUGGUCUUCCUCAACGGAUCUGCCGAGGAGUGUCGAUUUCGGGAAUGCAACCUGGGAAACCUGAUCUGUGAUGCAAUGAUCGACAGCAACAUCAGGGUCUCAGACGGACUUGAGUGGAACCACGUCAGCGCCUGCAUCUUCAACGGAGGAGGCGUCCGCACCUCCAUCGACGAAGUCACCAGAAACGGUUCGAUCACCAUGGAGGACCUGAUCGCCGUCUUGCCUUUCGGAGGGACCUUUGACCUCGUGCAGCUGACUGGAGCCACGCUGUUUAAAGCCUUCGAACACUCAGUGAGACGAUACGGCCAGAGCACCGGAGAGUUCCUCCAAGUGUCCGGAUUUCACGUGGAGUUCGACCUCUCCAAACCCGCGGGCCAUCGGGUGAAGAGCCUCAGCGUCCUCUGCACCAAGUGUCGAGUUCCUCAGUACGAGCCCGUUGAGGAGGAGGAGGUUUAUAAGGUGGUGCUGCCGUCCUACAUGGUGACGGGCGGAGACGGAUUCGCCAUCAUCGCUGAGGAGAUGCUCAAACACGACAGCGGGAAUUUGGACAUUUCAGUCGUGUCGAACUACAUCACGCAGAAAGAGAAAGUUUAUCCGUCUGUUGAAGGACGCAUCAAGAUCUACAACUCAGCCUCCGGACAAACCGCUCCACUGGUUUUACUGGUUUCACUGGUUUCACUGGGGCUGCUGUGGACUGGAUGUUGGAACAUGUGAGGCGGACUUUACCCAGAAUAAGUUUGUUUUUUUUAAACAAACUGGAGGCGAAUAUGAAGAACUAACCGGACUGAUGGAUGUAAAUCUAACGAGACGGAACAAAAAUAUGAUUUGAUUUCCAUUUUUAAAUCCAGUUUUCCAGUUUUUUUAAAAGAAAAGGUGAAGCCCUACUCCCCGUGGGACAAGUUUGGACAAAAGAACAAAAACCACAGACAGUCACAGACACAGACACAGUCACUGAUGCUGUGCUCGCACCAAACGCCCGGCCUUCAUCCAACCUCACUGCAAAGACGCGAAUAGAAUGAGUCGUGUGUGUUUGCAUGUUCAUGAUGCUGCGUCGUUGGAGCCUCCGUCAUCACUGACCUCCUGAUGUUGUUGAAGCAGAAAUUGAGGAAAUAAAUAUUGUAUUUACCCAGAGUUCUCAGUACCUCAUAUCAGUACAUACUACUGUAUGUGCAUGAACCAUAUGGUACAAACGAUAACGACGCAGACGUAUUUACGUCUACAUGAUGUUAUUCUGAGUGUUGAUGGAGCAGCUACAAUGCUAGCGUAGCCUAGCAACAAUCGAACCAAACUCCAUUCAGAAAACAAGCAUUUUAAGAGUUGUUUGCUUGUCCUCAUGCGGAGAGAACUAACAAAACAUAAAUGUAGACUUUUUACAAAUAGACAUCAUUCCGUAGUUAUUUCAGCAUCCGUCUCAUCCGUUGAUUGCAUUUAAAUCACAGCAAAAUCUGUUUAUUUUGGGUUCAUACAGCAUUAGAUAACCAGCCAUGCGUUGAGCCCAGAGAGGACGGCGUUUAUUUUCCUGGAUUAUGUGGGACGACUACAACAUUAGUGUUUAUUUCAUGGUUGAUGAACCGUUGUAUACACAGAUGGAGACCACACUUCUCUCCAGCACAUCUAGCGCGAGUAACCCGACUUUAAAUUGGUGUGAACAGUGUUAGUUAGAUGAAAGAAAACGUAAUGUAUUGAGUUAAGUGUGAAAUCCUCACUUCUGUUCAGCAACAUGAAAUAAAAACACUUUAAACAAGAAGUUAAGGUCUCAGAUUUUAUUAUGGCUUUA
Anoplopoma fimbria (sablefish) is the source of this 3374-nucleotide messenger RNA. RefSeq names its product snake venom 5'-nucleotidase-like. The coding region runs from base 608 to 2311 and encodes 567 amino acids. Lineage: Eukaryota; Metazoa; Chordata; Actinopteri; Perciformes; Anoplopomatidae. Gene Ontology annotation, cellular component: plasma membrane. Gene Ontology annotation, molecular function: 5'-nucleotidase activity; metal ion binding; nucleotide binding. The record is from RefSeq and is a predicted model, not a curated record. The transcript has 9 exons. Gene Ontology annotation, biological process: AMP catabolic process.